Molecule: messenger RNA, 674 nt
Organism: Colletotrichum navitas
Lineage: Eukaryota; Fungi; Ascomycota; Sordariomycetes; Glomerellales; Glomerellaceae
Exons: 1
Coding region: 142-606 (154 amino acids)
Source: RefSeq, a predicted model, not a curated record
UCAGGCAGCGAGCUGUGUCAACGAGAGCAUGGCAAAAGACGGGUAAGAGUCUCCGAUACACUCGUCGUAUAGGGGAUACAAAGGUAUAGAAAUAAAUCGAGCUUGGGAGAUGUUUCGUGUGAGAUUGGUCGCGAGCGCACAAUGAAUUUGUCGUUAUUCCCAGAAGAUGAUAUGUCAGACAAGGAAGGACCACGCAAUGACACACGGGGGUGGGCGAGAGGCCACACAAAAGGAUCGAUGGCAAGACGAACAGGCAAUGACGACCUCAGAAGGCAGAUGUCAAUAGAAUGGUUUGGCAAGCAAAGAGAAGAGAAGAGUCAGGCGGUGGCCCGACGGAUGACGAUUCUGUUUCCACUGGGCACCGCGCAGAACUCACCCAAACCCAAUCUUUCUUGGUGUGGGCUUGAUAUCACGGUAAGGCGGCAAGGGCCAUCCUUUUCGACCCUUACCUCUGCCACUCGGCGGAGGGCUCCCAAGGAUAGCGGGGGGGGGGGGGGGAGAAGAAGAAGCACUGCAGACUCGGCAAUCGUCCUCUUGCACGGUUCGAAACGAAGGAGCCUCUCCUCUGCCCAAAGGGAGGUGCCGCCCGAUCAACCUCGCCUCUGAGGUAGGCUGUACGGUGGCCAACCAAGCGGCCGCUGGGCGGCAUGGCGGCGACUUGCGAGGGGCCUGGC